GUCCUCUAUAACAGACUAAACAAUGUGAAUAUAAAGUACUGUUCAGGAAAGGACAGCAAAUGGCUUUAAAACUGUAAAAAUGUGUUGAUUUGUUGUUGAUGUAAACUGUACAUGAAACAGAACAAGAGCGAAUGACAUUGUGAAGCUUAGAAGAAGCUUUGAAAGGGUGAUUUCUGUUAAUCUCUUAUAAACUGUAAGGAUUCUGUUGGCAAGAAAACACACAACAAACCACAGAAGACUGGUAGAAGCUGAUGUAAAACAAAAAGGGAUAAAUAACAUUUUAAUUCAUGAAAGCAAAGACACUGACAUGAGAAAUGUGACCUUUUGUUAAAGUGUUUGACAUGACAAAUGAUGCAUGCAUUUAAGAUGAUGCAAAUUGUAAAUUGUGAUGUUGUAACUGUAUAAAAAAACUGUAUAUAAUGUUGAAUGGUUUUAAAUGCACAUAUUUCCUGUCCCUAGAUUAAAUGAGCUAAAAAAUUUUAUUAUGGACAAGAAUAAAAAUGAUGAUAGGGAAUUAGAGAGGACUGUCUAUUUGGGAAUAAGGGAAAGCAGGAGAUCCAUGUGCAGAGAGCGCAAGCAAAUAGAUAGAGCGCAAGCAAUAGAGAAAGAGAGAGAGAGAGAGCGCGAGAGCGUGCCAAUGCAGCAGCGCGAGUGUGUGUGUGUGUGACCGUGGCAUAAAGCCGCGAGUUGUGGGAGGGGGAAAAGCACGAGCGCGGCACGAGGAUGAAGAUGAGGAGUGAUGCAGACGGACCACGAGACCUGACAGCAUAACAGCUUCUGUUUGUGUGGAGAACAAAAGAGAGAGAGAGAAAGAAAUAGAUAGAUAGAGAGAGAAGACAGAGAGAGUAAAAAGAGAGCUCAACCUCCAGGUGAUGGGUAUCUGCAUGGGGAUCGUUACGAAGGUUCAGUUUGCGCAAGGCUGAGCGCUGCUGGAGUCCCCAAUGGAAAUCAGCAUCCGAGCAUCCUCAGCAUCGCUGGACCACUCGCGCAUGGUGCGCCUGGGGGAGAGAUAGCAGCAGGACUCAUCCUGAACUGCAGGACACAAAACCAGUGGAGAAGAGUUCAUAAGGAUGCCCUUUGGAACGAAGAACACCAUCAGACCCCCGAACCCCCUCCGGACGAGGGAAUUGUGAAGCUUUUCCACAACAGGAGUUGCUGUCCAUGGUGUAGCCCAGAUCUUCCGCGGGAUGGUCGAGACGCUGAGCAUCGCAGUCAUCGGUGCGCCUGGAGUGGGCAAAACUUCCAUCAUCCGCCGCUUUGUUUACAAUGACUUCUCAGAGAGCUACAAUCCUACCCAGGAACGAUACGUCUACAGGCCCUCCGUCAUCCUCAACGGGGUCAUGUACGACCUGAAGAUCCUGGACGUGCCGCCGAUUGCCUCGUUUCCUUCCAGCCCCUCUCAGGAAUGGCUGGACUCGCGCUGCAGAGGGGUACGAAAUGCCAGUGCCUACAUCCUGGUGUACGACAUCUGCUGCGUGGAGAGCUUCGAAUACGUGAAGAUGAUACGACAACAGAUCGUAGAUUACAGGGAGGGCAGCAGCAGUGAGGUGCCGAUCCUGGUGGUGGGCAGUAAGAGGGACCUGCAGAGGCACCGGUUUACCCAACGGCGGGCGGUGUCGGUGCUGGUGAAGAAGACGUGGAAGUGUGGAUAUGUGGAAUGCUGUGCCAAGUAUAACUGGCACGUUCUGCUGCUCUUCAAGGAGCUGCUGGGCAUCGCGGUGGCUCGCGGCCUGCGCAACAACCACACCUCCAUCCGCCUGCAGGGGGCGCUACAGAGAAACCGCUGCUCUGUCAUGUGACCCUCCCAGAAUGGGUGGAGCCUGACUGUAGCAAAUCAGGGCGAGAGACAGGAUACACACUAGCGUUCAAAAGUGUGGAAUCACAACUAGUUACCGUAUUUAACCAUUCUCAAUAGAAUAGAAGUACAGAGUAAUUUUUUAGUAAUAUUUGUCAUUUUUAGUUUAAACAUCUAUAUAAGAGUUCGUAAUGGGACUACAGACAAUCAAUUCCAGCAGCAGAUGUAGUGUAGCAUAUCGCUGAGCUGUUAAUGUCCCUCGUAUCACUACUAGAAGUGACCGACUGUUCACUAGGAGACUUCCUUUACUCGACCGCCAUCCAACCGAUCCUAAACACAACCUGGAUUGGUCACUAAAUGUAAUUCCAGUCUGUAGCAGUUCAGAUUUCUCAUCAGAUUUCAGUUGCUGUAAUUGAUGUAUCCUUCACAGCUCUUGUAACUAGGCAUUAAACAAAGACUUUACAGCAUGGAUAGAUGAGUGAAUAGUGGAUUGGUAGAGCAAAUAAAUAAAGCAAUGACUGGAUGAGUGAAUAGAUGGUUGGAUGAGAAGAUAUGGAUGAAUUGAUAAAUGAAAGAAUGGAAGAAUUGAAUGAAACGAUAGAAGAUUGGAUGAGCAAAAGAGUCAAUGGAUGGAUAAAUGAAAAAAGGCAGAUGGAUGGAUGAAUGAAAAGAUGCUUGGAUGAAUAAAUGUAUAAAUUGAUGAUGGAUUAGUAUAAGUGUGUUGUACGCAAUUGGGAUGCAGCCCCAGAUUUAGACUUGACCUUAAAAGUCACUUGUUGAGAUAAUAAGCAGCUGGUUAAUUAGAACAAGUGAUUCCAGACCUUUGAACGUUGGUGUACAUGCAGAGUUUCUUUUAUUGUGUCCCACUGGAAAUAUAAAUCUUUUAUUUUUGAUAAGGGCAGGAGUCAGGCUUCUUCUACAGCCACGUAAACACGAGCAGCCAGGUGGGAAAACAGACCUAACACCAACAACCCAAGGGCUACCAUAUUAACCACCUGCUGCACCGCCUACUGUAGCGUCUAUUGCACCAACUACUGCACCGCCUACUGCAUCAACUACGGCACCAUCUACUGCACCAUCUAUUCCACUGCCUACUGCACCAGAUAUUGCGACAACUACUGCACUGUCUACUGCACUGCCUACUGGGCCAUCUACUGCAGCAUCUGUUGCACCGCCAAUUGCACCAUAUACUGCACCACCUACUGCACUGUCUACCGCACCAUCUACUGCACCAACUAUGGCACCGUCUACUGCCCAGCCUACUGGGCCAUCUACUGAACCAUCUAUUUCGCAGCCAACUGCAACAUCUACUGCAACAUCUUUUGCAUUAUCAACUGCACCAUCUACUGCACCAUCUAUUGAAUCGCCUUCUGCAUCAUCUAGUGCAUCAUCUACUGCACCUUCUACCAACGUCUACUGCAACGUCUACUGCAUUGGCUACUGCACCGUUUGCUGCACCAUCUACUGCACCUACCACAAUGUCUACUGCAUUACCUACUGCACUGUUUACUGGCUACAUAUCCCUACUGCACUGUCUGCUGCACUGCCUACAGCACCCUCUACUGCACCACCUACUGGACAGUUUUGUGUACCAGCUGCUGUACUAUUUAUUGCACCACAUACUGCACUGGUUACUUGCCACAGACAGACACUGACCCUCCUGGGUGGGCAGACCAAAGGGUAGGAGUACCUGUCAAUCAAAAGGCUGGAAAUAUUGCACCCCAGGGUCUGUAUGCUGGAGGAGAUGUAUAUAUCAGGUUAAUGCUGGAGCCGUGGGACUGUUUCUGCCCCCCAUCCCCCUCCAUCACAGUCCAGAGCAGCCGAGCCGGAAUGAAUCAAUUCCACUGUUAGAUUCAGAUAAGACAUUUUCUCAUGUUUAGGAAAUUGUUUACCUCCUUCAGGAAGUGAGAUAAGGCAGCGCUGGAGAGGGCCGGCCUUCACCUGCUCGGAUAUCAUAAAAUAGAUCUUAAUUUUCUUAUUAAGUCCCCUCUCACUAUUUUCUCAUACUGCUUUUCUGUAUUGCUUUGUCUCCCUCGUAUAUAUAUAAUAUUUAUUCAUUGACGACAAAAAAAUAAUGCACCAAAAUGGAAAAAUAGAAAGAAGGCUCUAGUUUCCUGUUGGAUCCUCUAUCCUGGAUAUAAGAUGAAAUUGAGACGGUUGCGUUUGAAGGUUCUACAGGUUCCAUAUGAAUGUUGCUACAGCUGGACCUGUAGAUCCUGCUCUACACUUGUAGGCUGAAGCUGAAGCUGCAGAGUCCCAGCGACUCCAUAAAUGCUGGAUUGGUGAUAAAUCUGAAGACCUGCAAUCUGGUGGAGAUGUUCCUGGGAAACAGUCAUUCCUUGCCGUGUUUGGGUGAGCAUUAUCCUGCUGAAAAUGCUAUCAGUUGAAACACAUGCACAUAUUACUGAACUGUUAGUGUCCCUCGUAUCACUACUAGGGGUGACCGACUGUCGUAUGCGAUGCUCCACAGAUAAUUCAUCACACCUGCAGUUUACAGUGCGAACUCUUCAGUCCACCUCAAAGGCAGGAUUGAAGCUCUCACCACUGGACCUCCACACUCAAACCUGAUCAUCAUUGGAUCCCAAACAGAACCUGAAUUUGUCGAUAAAGAUCAAUUCUGCUUCUCUCACUCCAAUAAUCUGACCUCUCUUAAAGAAUAGAGGCAUGACUAAACAUCAAGGAUCUCUCACCAGGAGGUACACUACCCAAAAGUAGCCUCUAAGAGCCUUUUACAGCCUUUUGCAGUGGGGGAUGCCCUUUUACAACCUCUUGUGGCAUAAGUUUAGACUCAUUGUCUACUUAGUUCUGCAUCAAUGGGUAAAUAUAUAUUUAUACACAUGCAGUAUAUAUACAAUUUUUCAGUGCUUACACUAUAAUUUAAAGACACACAAAGCAAAAAACAAGCAUCCAUAGUCUUCCUUCAGCAGGUUAAUGACGGUAGAUCAGGGGUGGACAAAACUUGAGUAAGUGUAUAUUCCGUUAUUGUACAGUAUUUAAGCACACUAUGUGGUCAAAAGUAUUUGUACCCUUGACCUUGUCGAAAGUAAUAUUCCAAAACCACAUGAAUUCAUUUUUCACUAUCUCCAACUAUAUGAAAACACCCCUUCUAACUAAUGCGUUUAAAUAUUUAAAGUUGCACCAAUUGCUGGACAAUUGCUUUUCUAAUCCUUAUAGAAAAGUACUGCCAAUAGUACAAAGUACAAACGUGCAAAUAUACAGUAGCAAAUAAACAGAUACUUAAUUAUAUGUAAAACAAAAUAACAAUAAUAAAAUAAAAACUAGAUGUAGCACAUUACUGCCCUCUACUGGAUAGAAUAUUGUCAUGCACAUACGUUUCUUCUGUCUGACUGAGUGGUAGAGCAAAAUUGACCAAAAAGCCAAAAAAACAAAUCACUAAACACCCCCACAGGCCAAGAAACUGCCUCUUCCUCACUUUGGAUUCUGUAAUAGACCCCUACCCUCCUCUUCCUCACUGAUUAGAGUCUCGGUCAGAGUUUAAGAUCAGUAGCACAGAUGCACUAAUCAGUAAACUGUAGUUUUAAUGGAGUUUUAUUGAUGGUCGCAGCUCAGCAGGGCCUGCCUCACUCCACAUCCAGUACAGGUCAAAUAGGAUGAAAUUCAAAAGACAUAAUUUAUUUUGCUAAUAUUUUGUUACUCAAAAUAAAUGUUGUUUUAUGCCCCUGAAAUACACACAUUUCACAUUUUUUAAAUUUAAUUUGGAAUAUUUUGUUUGUAUAAAGAAUUCAGCUUCUCUAUUGGUCAGAACAUAUUCUGUAUAUAGUUUUAUAUGCUUUUAUUUUUUGGGGGGUAUUUUUUAGUCCUGCAUUAAAAUUAGUAUAACUUUUAUCUAAUGCAUUUCUACCCAAAACGGAUCCCUGGGUUGAUGUAGUGUUUUCAGUCAUAUGCAAAAGUUUGAGCAACCCUGAUCAACCUACUAACGUAGAGUUAAUGUUAAUAUAUACUGUACUUAACCAAAGUCAAAAAUGACAAAAAUGAAUUCAAAGAUGAGGUAGAGUCACCUUAAUUUCAGGCUUUCAGUUAACAGCUGUGCUGAAGUCAUCAAGAGUUAAUUACUUGAAUUUCUGGUCUCUUAAUAAAGGGUUUUUGAGCAUCAGUUAAAGUAAAGUAGUGAAGAGGUAGAGUUACAGGUAUACAGUGAAUAGUGAAUAUUUGAGUAAUGUUCUAAUACAGAUUAUGAGAAGCAAUAAAAACUCAACUAAAUAAAGAAAAAAAA
Astyanax mexicanus (Mexican tetra) is the source of this 6029-nucleotide messenger RNA. RefSeq names its product RAS-like, family 10, member A (gene rasl10a). Lineage: Eukaryota; Metazoa; Chordata; Actinopteri; Characiformes; Acestrorhamphidae. The coding region runs from base 1188 to 1799 and encodes 203 amino acids. The transcript has 3 exons. Gene Ontology annotation, molecular function: GTPase activity; GTP binding. The record is from RefSeq and is a predicted model, not a curated record.